GUGAGGAUUUGACAUAGAGCAGCACGCGAUGCUCAACGGACAAUUGUCUGACAUGUGAACACUACCAAUGAUAGAUCAAUGUUUACAUAUAACUAUCAUAUAUAUAUACGUUCUUUAUAAUUCGGACUAGGCGGUUUUUUGUGACGUAGCUUCCGCCUGUGUUAUGAUAUUUGACGCAGGCCGGUAUAAAGGCCCUCACGGAGAGACCAGUCAAUUCAUGAUUAAACGCUAACGUUACAUGACUCACUCGCUAGUUCUCUUGUAGAACUUCAGACGUGCAGGAGUUAAAAUGUGUGAAUGUGUUUCAACUCGGUUAUGGAAUAACGUGUCAAACCUGAAAUCAUGGUUCGUCCUCACAAUCCUCUGUUCAGUGUAUUUUGAAGUCAGAUCGGAGUGUCCUAUGGGUGCCGUAGAGAGCAUGAGGCGCUGUAUACGAACCUCCCUUCCCAACUUUGGACUAGGGCCUCCUGCCGGAGAACCUCCUAAUGCUCUCAGGGAGGGCAUUGACAUGAUGAGGGAGUCGUGUGAACGAAACAGACGUUGGAACUCGAAGCUGGUUGUGGCUGCUGAAUGUAUGCAGAACAUCCUAGAUAGAUGUCGAGGGAUGACCGAGGAGGAACAGCUCUUACAGAGGUUGUUUGACAAAGACGAGAUUGUCAACACUGUCCGCUUCUUCUGUGAUAACCUGCACAUUUAUGAAAGACAUACGAAGUGCAUUAUGGACCAACAUGCGGCCGCCAGCGAGUGCAGUUCGGCGGCCAAAAUGAGCUACACAAUCAAGAUUUCGGCAAACGCCCCCAUCGAUGUUCUCAUUCUGUCCACGUGCACAUUUUUGGAUGAGGCAGCUUCAUGUUUAACUGGAACUGUGGAUCUCAAUUGUGGAAACGAGGCAGCCUCUUUUCUGGAAACCAUUCUUCUGGGAACCCGGCCACCCGCAUGUGGUGAUAAGAUGCCUGUUUAUAGUGUAGAUGGUAAUUCCGGUUCUGAUGAUGCAAACAUCCUGUCAGGAAAAACGAACUGUUUAAUAAUUUCGAUAAUUUUAACCAUCGUUUUUCAAUUAAGACGUAUGUUUUUAUGAUACAUAUUAGAUCUCGGUGAUACCUGUCAUUGAAUUAUACUAACAAAGUUGUGAUAUUUUUGUUUUUGUCACAUGAUCAAAACAAUAAGUCACGUGACAAAAUAAAAAAACAAACUUAUUAUAAGUAUUAAGACAUAUUUACAUGUGUGCAGUUCAGAAACCAAAUAUAAUAUUGUAUAAAUGUCCAAUAUGAAACCAAUGAAUGCUUUUUUUCUGGAAGUGCCCUAACAUUCCACAGUAUCGACGAAGGUCUGCCGGACAGGAGAGGCCACAGGAACCAUGGAGACUAAUUAUUAACUUUCUGUGUUCUUGCAAUUUGUUUGUGUUUACAAUAUAAAUAUGUACAGAGAAAUAGCGUAGUUACUAAACAUUGACUUAGACACAUUCAUUGUAUGGCGGCACAUCAGAGGAUUCCAUGUUAAGACCCAUCAGACAUGUUACAUAAUUGAAAAAAAAAGAACAAUAAUAUUAUUUUUGAAAAUAGAACACUUCGUGUAAUAUUUACCUGGUAUAAAACAAGGUAAUUGGGAAACAAUUAUUGAAAACCAAAAAGCAAAUAAAAGUUUAAAUUUUGACUCGACGAGUAAGAAUUACAAAUUGAUUAUAUAAAAUAAUGGUUCUUAGCAAGAUAUUUCUGUACAUAAAUGUAAAAUGUAUCCAAAUACAUGUAGCAGAAAUAUCCAUGGAUAAAAACAAGACCGACUUCAAUAAAACAUCGUGUUUACAAAGUCGUGUAUACUGUGCCGUCUGUAUAAUAUCUUCCCAUUGAAUUUCAGUAUUCGUAAGAUAUCAAUGCACAAUGUUCACAGAUGUAGAGGAAUAAAUGAAAUUCAUGUACAAGUAUAGGAAGCUAUCAGAUUCUAUCAUUACGCAAUUAAAAAAACCCGGUGUCAUUUUUAUACGAUUUUUUUAUGUUUUAUGUUUUGAAAAGAGUUUUCAAAAUUUAACUAAAUCUGGUGUCAAAAAACAGAUUUAGUGAAUAUUACCAAUAUAAACAAUACAUGUACGAAAUUGUGUAUAGAUUCAUAAGCACGACCAGUCAAGUGUUUGUGACAUUUUGAUGACUGUACGAGAUGUACUUUUAUCAGAUAGAAACACUUCAGUAGUUGUGCUAAAGGAAUAUUCUUACCAAUAUGAAGAAAAUGUUUAGAAAAAUAUAAACGCAAUUUUGCUAAAGCUUAAACCAGAUUAAUCCGGACUAACAAGGUUUUACAUUAGCUGUAGUGUUCACGUAUGUAUGAUUCAUUGAAAUACGAAGAUACAUUUAUUUGACCUUGUUAGUCCCGAUAUUCUGUAGCCCAGACGACUUGAAUAUUCGGAUUACAACCCCUAUUGUAACGGGAUAGGAGAGCAGGUGGUCUCAUAUUACAUAUUUAGAAAAUGAAGUAUGUCACUUUGUGGGCGGUAAGGCCUAAAUAUGUUCUGGGUAUUGCAGUGCAUGCUGGACUGAUAGAAAGCGUGUCGUGUGUGUGUGUAAUUUAGUCGAGAGCUAUGCAAGCAGAGACAGAGAAUCAAUCUAAAAGCUGAAAAAUCCUGUUUUUACCUAUUAAAAUUGUAAUAUGUUCUUUUUGGGAAGUUGCAACUCAUUUAGAUAUUGAUUUUUGUAAAAUCAGAACACAUCGUUAUGAAAUGGGCGAUUGUAUACAGCAAAGAUAUAGGAUGUUCCUUCACUUACAUUUCCCCCAUCUUUGUCAAUAAUUCAUGCAAAUAUUGAUGUAUGUAUACAAAUAUACCGGAUUCAAUUCACUAUACAUAGCGUCCAUGAAAUAAACAGAUACAGAUGUCUUAUGAAAGUUUCACUUUCCAACAACUUUUAUCUCGGAAAUAAGCAAUAUACAAAAAUCAACUUGCAUCAUAAAAUUGUCAAAACACACUCUUAAUGAAUUAGGAAGGACAAUUUCAAUAUUAUACAAGUUAGGAUACUUAAAAUACCUUAUGCAUGUAAAAUCAAUUAAUUUUGUAAUGUUCAUAGCUUUAAAUGCAGUAUAUCCCUUAUGCUAUAUAAGUUAUAGCUCAGGUCCUAUACAAGAUAUCUCUUACAUCAUAAGAUAUCUGAAAUUAUAUAAAAGAUAUAUCUUAUGCUAUGUAAGAUAUCCCUUAUACGAUGAGCGUUUCAAUGUUGAUAAUCUGUCAGUGAAUACAUGUUAAGGCUGGUUUUCAUAGGGUCAUUUCAAAAUAUAAUACACAUUGAAAAUCGUUCUUAUUGUUAUCAUUCCCAACAUUACGCUAUUGUAUUGAAGUACAUUAAACAAAACUGAAAUAUACGGCAAAAGAUAUUUGUUCUUAUUGGCAUAAGAAUCAGAAAAUUAAGAUUUACUGAAGGAUUAUAUUACUAAGGCAGUAUGACACCCGGAGAUAACUCCUGUAUGACAUCAAGGUAAGUAUCCUAACGAGAUUCUCAAGCUGACCCUGAAGCUGACAAAGUUCAAUCGUUCAAUACCAUAUACAUUAUUACAUCGUGACGUUUUUUACAGUUCCGUUAUCACGCGAUCGUUAUUAAAGCCAUUUUGAAAUCUUGGGAAAUCCCACAGUUUCAAACGGAUUUGUCGAUAAAGCUACGUUAAGGGGGAAAUAACUGAAUGAUUUAAAACAAGGAACAUAGAUUUUACGGACUGGAUUUCAUUAUAAAAUUAAAAAAAUAAUCUUUACAAAUGAUACUUACGAAGAUA
Molecule: messenger RNA, 3747 nt
Organism: Mizuhopecten yessoensis (Yesso scallop)
Lineage: Eukaryota; Metazoa; Mollusca; Bivalvia; Pectinida; Pectinidae
Exons: 6
Coding region: 290-1078 (262 amino acids)
Source: RefSeq, a predicted model, not a curated record